GAGGUAUAUAAGCACUUUCAGUGGUACCUGCUGUCUAAUUUCAGCUGUGUGUGUGUGAAUGUGUCUCAUUCUUCAUCAGUGGACAGUGAUCAUGUGGACCUCCCUUGUGCUUCUGGGGUUUUUGGUUGUCCGUUGCACGUCUGGCGCCUCUUAUACCGCAGUGCCAUCUGACACCCUGCCACUCGAUCCUGGGGUAACGCCAGCACCCAGCCUCGAUCUCUCCUACUGCCAGAUGCUUCUGGAGGCUCCAGUGCCACCUACUGCUGACCAGGUGCCCUGGUUCUGCAUGUGCUCCACCUGUCCCAACAAGGCAGGACAGAAGGGAGAACAAGGAGACCCUGGACUGAGAGGACCUCCAGGUCGCACUGGCCCAAGGGGGCUAACAGGACCCCGUGGCCCACCAGGACACAUCGGUCAGCAGGGGAUAAAGGGUGAGAAAGGUGACGAUGGAGUGAAAGGAGAUCCAGGUGUAGCGGGACCCACUGGUGCUAAGGGACAGAUUGGAAUGAAAGGUAGUAAGGGCGAAACUGGUGCAGGAGGACCGGUGGGUGACCCAGGUCCGAAGGGAGAUGACGGUCAGUGUCCAGACACCUGUGACAGUGUGCAGGGACCUCCUGGAGAACCAGGGCUGCCAGGCCCUGUAGGUCCACGUGGCAUACCAGGGCGAAACGGAGAUCAGGGUGCCAAGGGACUGAAGGGUGAUCCCGGCCUGACAGGCACUCCAGGCACCCCGGGCACCCCAGGACAGAAAGGAGAGCAGGGCCUGGAGGGGGCAUGCAACUGCCAUAAUGGAACCAAGGGGGACUCAGGGCCCAUAGGGUUAAAAGGUGAUAAAGGGGAGACGGGUGUGGCUGGAACGCCAGGAGCACCAGGAAAAACAGGGGAUAAGGGUGAUCAAGGCAAUCCAGGAAUGCCAGGAGAUCCUGGCCCUUGCAGCCCUUCCAUCCAAUCUGCUUUUUCUGCUGCGCUGAUGGCUGUGUUCCCAGCCCCCAACCUGCCGGUGCCCUUCGAACGGGUCCUCUACAACCUGCAGCAGCACUACGAACCAAGCACCGGCAUCUAUACAGCACCCGUUAACGGCAUCUACGUCUUCAGCUACCACCUGACCGUCUUCAGUCGCACCCUGAAGGUCGGACUUUUCUGGAACUACGAGCCUGUGGUGAAGAGCACAGAGGACUUGGGCUCCACCUCCCAGCAGGUACUGCUGCACCUGAGCGGAGGAGACCAGGUGUGGCUGCAGGUGCGUGACAGCAGCACUAAUGGCAUGUACACCAACUCAGAGAUGAGCAGCACCUUCAGUGGAUUCCUGCUGAACCCGGAUUCCUGCGACAUGCUGGGCGGCAGAGACUUCCACGAACCAAUAAAAGGAACUUACAUGUGGGGGAAUUAACCAUGUAACCACCCACCUAACCCCCAAUACAAUACACUAAACGUUCAUUAUUAAUUAUUAAUUUAGGUACUUUUGCUACUGUAGCACCUAAAUUACCUGUCUAUGUAUAAUCUGUAACAAUUAUAUCUAAACUCUAAACUCUAUACACGAAAACCUAAAUACUAAACCCUAAACUUUAAACAUGAAACCCUAAUCCUAACACACCAAACCCUCGAUAAAACCCACCCUAAAAACUCGAUACUGGGGGUUUUGGCUGAUUUCCCUGCUCAACCAGGAGGUCACCCACCUCUACCUUUCACACUGAAUAGUUUUCCACACAGGGAUUUGUCUAGUCUUGGCCUUUUGAACGUAGAUUUCCCAUUGAACAAUGUAUUUAGUCAAUGACUAGGCUUAUUCCGCAUCCAGAAAACCAAUCCAUGGUUUUUAAAAACAAAAUGCAUCUAAUUCCUAAAUAACUAACCUUAUUAAUAAUUAAUCUUCAUUAAUAUACACUAAUUCUUAAAGUACUAAAGUACUAAAACCUUAUUGUUCCCUAAAUACUAAUCCUCUAACCACUAAGGUCUUAAAACUAACCCUAAACGCUAAACACUGCGCUACACUAUACUGUCUGCACACUGAACUCUCAACUUGUCACUAAACACUAACAUUUAAACACUAAACUCUAAUCCUUAUACACUGACACUAAUCCCUAAAGACUAACAUUUAAACAGUACACCCUAAUCCUUAUACACUAACACCAAUCCCUAAACACUAAUCCUUAUACACUAACACUAAUCUCUAAACCCCAACAUUUAAACACUAAAUCCUAAUCCUUAACACUAACAUUUAUCCCUAAACACUGGCAAGGAAAUAUUAAACACAAAAUCUUAUUAUUUUACUACUAAACACUAGCAAUGAAAACCAACUUUUAAUUUAACAUAAAUCUUUAAAAAUAAAUCCACACUAAACUCUAAACCUUUGAAUUGGGUGCAGGUAAACAAAAGCUCAGUAAAAAAAAACAAUAAUUUGACAAUUUUAUAAAGAAUAAAACAUGAGUGUAGCUAAAAAUAAGUAAAUCCAAAAAAAAAAAAGAAUUUAUAUAUAAAACAUCUACACAGUUGUAUUGUAUGAUGUUCAGACAAAAAAGACAAUGACACAAAUGCUGUAACUGCUUCACCUAAUAAAAACCUUAAAUUCUAAAAACAUAAUUAUGGCUUGGUCAAACUAAAAUACAUUCGGCAGCAUUUUUGUGAGCACACAUUUUGGAAUGAUGACGAUGCUGAUGAUGAUGAAUGGAAUUAAAAUGAAAUGAAUUAAGUCAUAUUAAAUUUAAUGUGAAAUGUUGGUGUUGAAAGAGUUUCUUUAUGACUUUUAUUUUGUAGUACUGUAGACAAUAAACUGCAGAGAUUUAUGUGAUGAAUCACUUUAAAUGUGAA
Messenger RNA from Astyanax mexicanus (Mexican tetra), 2805 nucleotides. RefSeq names its product inner ear-specific collagen. The transcript has 5 exons. The coding region runs from base 59 to 1390 and encodes 443 amino acids. Lineage: Eukaryota; Metazoa; Chordata; Actinopteri; Characiformes; Acestrorhamphidae. The record is from RefSeq and is a predicted model, not a curated record. Gene Ontology annotation, molecular function: protein binding.